CUCUAACAACAUGGCCGAGGGGAAAGCAGAUAUAGCCUUGAUUGGGCUGGCCGUGAUGGGCCAGAACCUUAUCCUUAACAUGAAUGACCAUGGCUUUGUAGUGUGUGCAUUUAACAGAACAGUGGAGAAAGUUGAUACUUUUCUGGCCAAUGAAGCUAAAGGUACUAAAGUGAUAGGAGCGAAGAGUUUGGAAGAAAUGGUGAAGACGUUGAAGAAACCGCGCCGCGUCAUGAUGCUGGUGAAAGCUGGGUCUGCAGUGGACGCCUUCAUUGAGAAGCUGGUACCGUUACUGGAGUCUGGAGACAUCAUCAUAGAUGGAGGAAACUCAGAAUACACUGACACAAAUAGGAGGUGUCGCAGCCUCAAAGAGAAGGGAAUCUUAUUCGUGGGCAGUGGUGUCAGCGGUGGGGAAGAUGGCGCCAGAUAUGGUCCUUCCCUAAUGCCAGGGGGCGCGCCAGAGGCUUGGCCUCACAUUAAGCCCAUUUUCCAGUCCAUUGCAGCCAAAACAAAUGGCGAGCCGUGCUGUGAUUGGGUAGGAGAAGAGGGCGCCGGUCACUUUGUGAAGAUGGUCCACAACGGGAUAGAAUAUGGGGACAUGCAGUUAAUUUGUGAGGCGUAUCACCUGAUGAAGGAUGUCUUAGGGAUGAGUCACAAUGAAAUGGCUCAGUCAUUUGAUGAUUGGAACAAGGGUGAACUUGAGUCUUUCUUGAUAGAAAUCACCAGAGAUAUUAUGAACUUCAGAGAUGAGAGAGGGGAGGUCUUGGUAGAGAAGAUACUGGAUUCUGCAGGACAGAAAGGCACAGGAAAGUGGACGGCUAUUUCAGCCCUGGAGUACGGAAUGCCGGUCACUCUGAUAGGAGAGUCUGUGUUUGCGCGCUGUUUGUCAUCCCUGAAGGAGGAGAGGGUGGCAGCCAGUAAAGUACUGAAGGGACCAGCCUCCACCAAAUAUACUGGAGACAAGAGAGAGUUUGUGAAUCACAUCAGAAAAGCACAAAGGGACUACUUUGGCGCACACACCUACCAGCUGUUGUCCACUCCGGGGAAAUAUGUCCACACAAACUGGACUGGACAUGGUGGAAAUGUCUCCUCUACCACUUAUCAAGCAUAG
Messenger RNA from Lingula anatina, 1108 nucleotides. Its product is annotated as 6-phosphogluconate dehydrogenase, decarboxylating. Lineage: Eukaryota; Metazoa; Brachiopoda; Lingulata; Lingulida; Lingulidae. Gene Ontology annotation, biological process: pentose-phosphate shunt. Gene Ontology annotation, molecular function: phosphogluconate dehydrogenase (decarboxylating) activity; NADP binding. The record is from RefSeq and is a predicted model, not a curated record.